Messenger RNA from Colletotrichum orchidophilum, 1275 nucleotides. RefSeq names its product AreB protein. The transcript has 3 exons. Lineage: Eukaryota; Fungi; Ascomycota; Sordariomycetes; Glomerellales; Glomerellaceae. The record is from RefSeq and is a predicted model, not a curated record. Gene Ontology annotation, biological process: formaldehyde catabolic process. Bases 1 to 1275 code for a protein of 424 amino acids. Gene Ontology annotation, cellular component: cytosol. Gene Ontology annotation, molecular function: S-(hydroxymethyl)glutathione dehydrogenase [NAD(P)+] activity; zinc ion binding.
AUGACGACUAUCUCGCAAGAACCCGCGCUCGGGUUGACCCUGGGCAUUCCCCAAGGCCUGAAGAAGGCGACUGAACAUGUCGAACAUAUCGAGCACGUAAAAGACACCUCUGCAGGCCUCAAGACGAGUUUGCUUGGGCUGAAAAACAUCGAGACGCAAGCAUAUGUGGUGGACAAAGUGAACGCUGAUUUCCAGCUGGUCCCAAUCAUUCUUGACGAGAUUCGGCCAAAUGAAGUGCUUGUCGAGAUGAAGUACAGCGGAGUGUGCCACACGGAUAUUGUUACCCAGCAAGGCGGUCUCCCCUUUAUUGAAUUCCCAGCCAUCUUCGGUCACGAAGGAGCCGGCAUCGUCCGUGACAUUGGCAGAGACGUCACAAUCAAAGACCUAGCAGUUGGUGAUGCAGUUCUCCUCUCCUUCAAUUAUUGCGGAUCUUGCAAAAAUUGCACGAGCGGUCAUUCUGCGUUCUGUCCGGACUCAUCAAUGAUCAACAUCAACUCGGUACGCGUAGGCGACCGCAGCACUCCAGCUCGGCUAGCUUCGGAUGGCCGUCCUGUCCGGAGCCAGUUUUUUGGGCAGUCGUCGUUCUGCGAAGUGUCCGUCGUCAAUGAGAAAUCAAUUGUCCGGUGCCCGCCGGCGGCGGUCGAGCACAUGGGCUUGUAUGCUCCGCUCGGGUGCGGGCUUCAGACCGGCGCCGGGACAGUCUUGAACGUAGUCAAGCCGGGGAAAGAAGACUCCAUUGUUAUCUUCGGGCUCGGAAGUGUGGGUCUAGCGGCGCUGAUGGCUGCCCGCUACCUCGAGACCGGACAAAUCAUUGCCGUCGACAUUGUCCCCCAACGCCUCGAGCUGGCAAAGGAGCUCGGGGCCACCCACACGAUAAACUCGAAAGAGAGUAGCAACGUGGUACAGGACAUCAAAAAGAUCAGCAACGGCGGUCCAACUUUCGCUCUGGAAUGCACUGGCAUUUUGAAAGUCAUUGAAGACACGAUUGCGUGCGUCGGUCCCUUGGGCAUAGCCGUCCAGGUCGGGGUACCGCCUCCUGGAGCCGCAAUCAAGCUUGACCCGCAAGAGUUCCUGAUUGGCAACAAGAGAUAUGUUGGCGUCAUCGAGGGAGAUUCGAUACCUUCGGAAAUCAUUCCCAGACUGAUCUCCAUGCACCAUGAAGGCAGGUUCCCCAUCGACAAGUUAGCUGGGUUUUACCCGGCAUCACAGUUGAACCAGGCCAUCCAAGACAUGGCUGCCGGAAAGGUCAUCAAACCCGUGAUUCAAUGGAGCUAG